AUGGAGUUCAAUGAGAUAGUAACAAGAGUUCUUGGAUCGCAUAUGAUACUGACAGCUUCUAUCGGUCUAUGUAUAAAUGUGUUCAUGUUUCAUCACUUCUGGAAACUUGAAAAGACUAGUUUCUAUAUGCUAUGUAUCUCAAAAACAGUUUCAAAUUGCAUGACUCUUCUGAUUUAUUUGCUUUAUGUUGGUCCAGUUAAUGCUUUUUACAACCCAAUUGGUACAUUGGAGCUCAACGCCUACCUCAACCAGGCUCUUGGAUAUGGUUUAAUUCUACAAGGCCCAAUAACUCAAUGCCUGAUCACUAUCAACCGACUCCUUGUGGUAUGGAUUUUCGAACUUUAUGUUCCUCAGUACAGCGGCACAAUAACCAUAUUUGCAAUAUCCCUUUCAUGGGUGUUCACCAUUUGGUUUUCCACGUUGUUUGGACUGCCAGAUAACUGUCGCGUCCCAUUUGCCUUCCCUCACGUAGGCUACACGCAAACGAACUGCAACAAUCAAGUCACAUGGUAUAUGCUCUAUGGAAUACUUGGGCUAGCUGCGUUUACAAAUUUUAUGAAUAUUUUGAUAGCUGCUAAGCUGUUCUGUCGAUCUAGAUCCCAAAAAAGACUAUCCUCCGAAGCGAACCAAAGUCGUCGGAAGUUAUCCAUUCGUUUCUAUUUUCAAUCAUGUUCCCAAGAUUGGAUUUCUGUUCUUGACUUUGCUAACAACAUUGCAUCUUUUACUUAUUGCUUAAGCCAAGUUUGUGUUACCUCAGUCACAAUGGGCUUUGACGUCUUUGUGUAUGGAGCUGAUGGGUAA
This is a messenger RNA of Caenorhabditis remanei, 801 nucleotides long. RefSeq lists its product as uncharacterized. NCBI's taxonomy places the organism in Eukaryota, Metazoa, Nematoda, Chromadorea, Rhabditida, Rhabditidae. The record is from RefSeq and is a predicted model, not a curated record. The transcript is spliced from 6 exons. Bases 1 to 801 code for a protein of 266 amino acids.